GAGCGAACCACGGCUCUCAAUUCAUCUCUUCAGGUAUCAUCUCGCUCUAUUCAUACUCUACCUAGAGGCGCAAACUACCAGUUAACGAUAUCCACCCCUUAAUACUUGCGCCGCGCGCGGAAACACAUCAUAAUUCUGCAACACACUUUCCUACCCGCCUACUUAUUUAGAAUUUAGGCCAAUCCGGCGAUGGACCCCGACAGCUCAGACCUGCUCGCGAUGCAGCUCUCCUCCUCCUCCUCCUCCUCCGACACCGACGCCGGCGGCAGCGCGCGAGACGAGCGCACGGCGCAGUCGGAGGCCGAGUUCCAGGCGGUGCGGCGGGCGUACCGGGCCAAAGUCGAGAACGGCGAGAUCCACCGCACGGCGCUCUCGCCGCUCUCGUCGCGCUCGCCCCGCGUGCCCAAGCCCGCCGCGCAGGCCCUCCUGCACGCCGUCGAGGAGCUCUACUUCUUCCGGCGGUACGCGGCGGCGGCGCAGUUCGCGCGGGCGGCCCUCGCUGCGGCGGAGCGCGGCGACGACGGCCACCGAGAGGCGGCCCUGGACGGCGACACCCGCGCCGCGCUGCGCUACUACGAGGUGCGGUGCCGCGAGAGGGCCGACGCCGCCGCCGCCGCUGCUGCUGCUGCUGCUACUCUGGAGGGACGGGCCGUAGGUGGAAAGUGACACACAAUAUACCUAGGGAGAGUAGGGGGGCCACGGAGCGGGAGCGGGUCGAGUACCGGGUAGCUAGGCGAAGCGCGAGAGCGCACAGAUAGAUAGAGGCGGGAGCCCGUGGCAGUUUCUCCUCCUCGGAUACGUACGUGGGUUAGGAUGACGGAUGCCCCAACGGGCGCUGUACCUACGUGGCAACGGCCCCUCUAGCGUGGGGUACAAGUCUCACGUCAACGAGAUCGGUGACACCGUAGAACCACA
Durotheca rogersii is the source of this 915-nucleotide messenger RNA. RefSeq lists its product as uncharacterized. The coding region runs from base 190 to 666 and encodes 158 amino acids. The transcript is spliced from 2 exons. The record is from RefSeq and is a predicted model, not a curated record. NCBI's taxonomy places the organism in Eukaryota, Fungi, Ascomycota, Sordariomycetes, Xylariales, Xylariaceae.